Molecule: messenger RNA, 648 nt
Organism: Serpula lacrymans var. lacrymans S7.9
Lineage: Eukaryota; Fungi; Basidiomycota; Agaricomycetes; Boletales; Serpulaceae
Exons: 2
Coding region: 1-648 (215 amino acids)
Biological process (GO): cytochrome c-heme linkage
Cellular component (GO): mitochondrion
Molecular function (GO): holocytochrome-c synthase activity
Source: RefSeq, a predicted model, not a curated record
AUGGCAGAUAAAUGUCCUGUCGACCACCAAAGCCAGUCUGCAGAGAAAUGCCCAGUAGACCAUAGCUCACGUGCAACAUGGGGAGGUCUGUUCUCGAAGGGUUCCCCGUCUGAAAGCACUCCUUCGUUGUCGGCAGAAAGGGAGCUUUCGUCGAUACCGAAAGCAGACGAUGGUAACUGGGUUUACCCUUCCGAGGCUCAGUUUUUUGCUGCCAUGGCUCGUAAAAAUCACAACCCACAAGCAUCGGAUAUGAAAACAAUCGUCCCAAUUCACAAUGCUGUCAAUGAACGCGCAUGGGCUGAAGUCUUGAAAUGGGAAGUUGGAAGAGGCGGAGAACGCUGCGGCGGAGUCAAGCUCAUCAAUUUCAAAGGCAAACCCAGUCAAAUGAGCCCAAAAGCUAGAUGUAUGACUCUAUUAGGAUAUACAGCACCAUUUGACCGUCACGACUGGAUUGUAGAGCGUUGUGGAACUCGCAUACGAUAUGUUAUCGACUUCUAUACAGGUCGUCCAGGUCCCUCUUCGAGCGAUGUGUCGUUUUACUUGGAUGUUCGACCUGCGCUAGAUAACUGGGAAGGACUGAGGAUGCGUGCUGAGAAUGUAUGGCAGAGUUGGACAGGAGGACUUUCGAGCAAGACUACUCCGCCUUGA